CCCGCGUCCCCCCUCCGCCUCCCCGUCCCCUGCCACCAUGCUGUGGUCACGCUGCUGGUGGAGAGCCUGAGGAAGCAGACUCUGGAAGGCGACCCCGCUCAGCCGGGGGACUUCUACCUGUCCCUGCUGGACCCGAAAACCCUCACAGAGUGCUGGCCCCCAGAUGGCUUGAUGCCUGAGAGCAGCUACUGGCAGCUCUGCCCUCCCUCCAAGUCCGGCCUGCAGGGGGGGUUACUGAGCUCUAGUUUCCCCCCCGGCCCCGUGCCCCUGGUGCCCCCAGAUGCUCACCUGCAGGAGGGGGUCGACCCCCUGGACGGGACCCCCUCUCAGCCGCAGCAGCACCGGCCCCUGGCGCCCAGCACCUCAGCGUCCGAGCUGUCCCUCCCGGGAGCGGCGGCGGCGGCGGCGGCACCUCCCGGCCCUGGGCCCCCUCCCCCUCCUCCCCCACCUCCCAAACGCCACUGCCGUUCGCUGUCGGUGCCCGAGGACCUGUCGCGCUGUCGCUACACCUGGCGGCCCAGCGCCUCAAGGGUCUGGACUCCCGUCAGUCGCCAGCAGUGCCACGGGGGAGCUGGGGGAGGGGUAACAGGCGGGGGGGCAGGGAUGGGAGGAGGGGGUGUAGGGGCAGGUGCGGCAGGGGGAGGAGCCUGUCCUCUCCGUGCCCCCAGCUCCUCUCUGAACUCGUCGCUGCACUCCUCGUCCAGCCCCACCUUCUUCAGCCUGGCGCUGUCUCCGGACUCGCCGCUGCCCUGGAGCUUCCCCUGGGACCCCAGUGAGGCGGCCGCGGGGGGAGGAGCCUGCUGCUGCUUCUUCCCCUCCCCCUCCUCCUGCUCCUCCUCUCCCUCUCCCCUCCACCCGCCUCCCCCUCCCCAGAGGCGUUUCUCUCUCUCCCCCGUGCUCAUCAGAGACUCGGCAGCCUCCACCUUCCUGCCGCCGCCUCCUGUGCCGAGCCAAGCGGCGGCGCCUCCUCCGGGCUGCUCCGCCGUGGCCGGAGCGACCACGGGGGGCCCGGUGCCCGCCUCGCCCUCUUCGGCCUGCAGCACGCCGUCGUCUCUGCGCCGCAGCCUGCCGCCGCAGCUGCCGCGCUGCCACUCGCAGCCCUGCGACCUGCUGCUGCUCAAACCAGGUCUGAAGAGACGCCGAGACCCCGACAGACCCUGCGCCCGACCCGUCCUCGACUUCACCAAGAUGACUCAGACCCGCAGCAUCGACCCGCAGUGUCUGGAGCGCGGCGGCGGCAGGCUGGCCUGCGGAGGAGACGUCUGCAUGGGCAUGGAGCCCUUCAUGGGCGACUUCCGGGGCUCCUGCUCUCCGGCCGAGUGCCUGGGCAGGACCAGCAUCGGGCCGCUGAGCGAGAGCGACGAGGAGUGCCGCGAGGACGACGACGACGACGAGGACGACGACAGGGAGGAGGAAGCCGACGAGCGAGAGGCAGCACAGCAGGCGGUGUUUGAGAGGGAUUGUACAGAACUCGACUUGAACUUAAUAGAAGAAAACUGACGUAUUUGUAAAUGGAAGGCUGUUCUCUGUUUCGGUUUUUUAAUUUCGUUUUCUUUCGAAAUGCUCCGAACCCCUCGCCCCUUCCUGGACCACCAUCACGUCAACACUCUGCGCCUCCUUGCCACCAAUCAGCAAGGCUCUCAGGAACAACACCUCUCAUUUGAUGAGCUGGCGUAAAGGAAGCCGACUGACGACAACAGUGAUGAUCUGACUACCGCCGUUAAAGACUCAGCGCUGUGGCUUCACUUGGAAUCCUCCUGGCUGCUUUUUAACUGCUGUUUGUUUUUAAAACGAGGAUCUCUUAGAGAGCAACUCUGGUCGCCUGUGAUGAGAGGAAACCUCGACACUCUGAAUCCCAGUCAGCACAGUUGGUCCUCCUGAGUAUUUAACAGGGAAAUCGCUCCUGCAUCUGACCUUCACUUACCUCUAAAAACACGAUUCCCAGUUUGAACCUGCCACCUUCAGGCUAAAGCCCCAACAAGCCAUUGUUCAGGUAUGUGAAGCCCAGAUGCAGAGUUUUCCCACGUUUGGGACUGGACUCAGACUGUCCAGGUGUCCCUCAGCGUCCCUGCUUCUUGGCGUCCAGGUGUCUUCCAGCACACAGCGGCUGAGUCUCUGUAACACACUACGGUCUGAUGAGGCUUUCGCCGCACUGCAGCGCCAACCUGAAACAUCAUCACCACGCCCGUCACACGCCCCGCACCAAAACACAAACCGAGACACCAGAGCGCCUGCUUCGAAGAGCGGCUUUAAUCUGCAGUCAGGAUACAAAGGGUCAGUUCACCCAAGUCAGAAAAAACACAUUUCCCCUCUUCCUCUUUGGAAGUAAACAGAAAAAAAGUUUAUCUCAAAAAAACAAAGACGUUGUUUCCAAAGUAACAAAACUAAUUUCUACAUUCAAUUCACUUGUGUGGAAGAGGUCUUCUGCCUAACUGGUUAGAUAAUUGUGUCUCCUUUUUUUGUGUUUUUCUCAAAUCAGUGUUAAUGACUAAAAACUAUUAGUUGACAAUUUCCCUUUUUUUUUACCUUUUGGAAACCAGAACUAUGACGAGAUGCCCAUUUGUUUCGUCUUGUACAUCAUCGUUUAGUUUUUAUUCGUCGGUGAAAAAUGUAGAACAUUUCAUCGUCCUUCUCAUUUUCAAAGUUUACUUUUUAUUUAGCUUUAGUCUUGUUUCUGUUUUGGAAGAAAGAUCGUUAAUCUACUUUUUUCGUCACAGUUUUCGUUGCUGAAAUUAACACAGCAAACAAACAUCAUAUUGGCCAUUAUUGAGUAAUAGGAUGUCUAGAUGCCAUUUUGAACACAACAUGAUCACAUCCCACUUUAGACUUUAAAAAUGUUAUUAUUUUACACAUAGAUACUGUACAUAAGCAACAAAACCCCCUCUUCAAAAAGACGGGGGAAAAAUGAGGCUACUUUCAUGACGGUCGGGCAGGUUCAAGGAUCCGAUUGGCUGUUUCUAGUCAGUCAAUACACACGGUUUUAGUUUGUUUGGUUGUUUUUGGUCCAAGUUUUGAUACGUGUGUCUCUUAGUUUUCUGCCUCCAUCUCAACACAACGGAGGUGAAAGUAUUCAGCGGCGACGUCUCUCUCUCAGACACGGCGCGUUUCAGAGAUACGUGACCGUCUGGAUUUUUGGGUAUUAAACCGCUGAGCUGUUGCCCUCCCCGGGUCUUAGAUCUAGUCUUUGGGAUUUGUUGACAACAGGAGAUAUGAAGAAAAUGUUCAUCAGUAAUUCAGUGUCCUGAUUUUUUGACCAAUUGACAGUUCUCAAAAAGAAAUAAAUCUCUGAAUAGAGAGAUGUUUUACUCGACAUCGAAAUAUACUUUAGUUUUUGCCUCAAUGUGAUUUUGAACAUGUCAAUCAAAGUCAAGACGUUGCUACGAUAUUUAUCAUGACAUUAAUAGUUUGACCAGAAUCAAUAGUCUUUUAUUGGCACAGCUCUAUUUAUGACAACGCGUACAUGAAACACAAAGUGGUUUCAAGACUGAAACUCACCCAUCACUGCUGCUGAUAAACCACACACACACCUGUAUAAACUCUACCUGUAACAGUCGUGUGACCUUGGCAUUGUGAUGCGUUCAGGUUUGCUGGUGCUUUGUGGUGUCGUCCCAUCAGGCCUCACUGAGGGCAGGUAGCCACUGAUGCUGUUGUUCACCUGAGUGUUCACACAUUCCUGUCACACACCUGUCACUGAAAAACACGACAAAAACUCACCCUGAAUCUGUGUGUGUGUGUGUGUGUGUGUGUGUGUGUGUGUGUGUGUGUGUGUGUGUGUGUUUUGGUUUCAUAAAAAGAGUAAUGGCACUGACAUCUUGAAUCCCGCUGGUGGUCAUGUGACUUGUGUCCAGAUUAAAUCCAGAUUGUGUCCUGAUAAAGUUGAUCCAUACUAACUCCUGACAGUCUGUAGACACGUGCAUUAACUCACAGGAAACAUUUUAGUCUUCACUUCUGAACUAAACUGUCACGACUUCUGCGCUCAUACAAGUGUGUCCAUCCAAAUUUAGCACAAACUUUAACCAAAUAGCCACAAAAAUUGGCAAAAGAAAAUGCAAAUUAUUGCACAUUCCAUCCAUUACUGUUGUGUGAAUAUUAGGAGUCGGUUCAUUGAGAUCAGCAGCUGGUGGAGCCGAUUCUCCAGUCGCUGCCAUUGAACCACCACAGAAGAAGAGGACGCAGCGAGACGAGGUCACUAAGAGAAGCUCCGGUCGAAGCUCGGACGAUAGAGAACCGUGUGGAGAACGUGAUGGAAAUCUGACGUUUCUGCUGGUGUCGUGUGUUAAUGUGAGGACGGUUCCGGUCCGAAUAACGUGCUCACACUGCAGAGAAACAACCCGAAUUUCUGACUUGCCUGAAAUCCAACUGUCUGACAGACAGAUGACCUCAUGACCUCGAGCUAAACGUCAGAUACAGCAGACCUGGCAGAAAUUUGCCUGAUUGUUAAAUUAGUCGUGGUCCAGUUCCGGGUUAAAUUCUGGGCUGAACGGCAC
Xiphias gladius (swordfish) is the source of this 4487-nucleotide messenger RNA. RefSeq names its product family with sequence similarity 53 member C (gene fam53c). Gene Ontology annotation, cellular component: nucleus. NCBI's taxonomy places the organism in Eukaryota, Metazoa, Chordata, Actinopteri, Istiophoriformes, Xiphiidae. Gene Ontology annotation, biological process: protein import into nucleus. The record is from RefSeq and is a predicted model, not a curated record. The transcript is spliced from 4 exons. Bases 172 to 1500 code for a protein of 442 amino acids.